Molecule: messenger RNA, 2087 nt
Organism: Myripristis murdjan (pinecone soldierfish)
Lineage: Eukaryota; Metazoa; Chordata; Actinopteri; Holocentriformes; Holocentridae
Gene: cetn2
Product: centrin, EF-hand protein, 2
Exons: 5
Coding region: 604-1128 (174 amino acids)
Cellular component (GO): myosin II complex
Molecular function (GO): calcium ion binding
Source: RefSeq, a predicted model, not a curated record
GGCAAAAUCACAUAAUGACCAAAUGCAGCAUUCAUAUAUUAACAUUCAUGCAGCAGUAUAAUAUUCUGAUCCAGUCCAUAUAUUACGUCCGUGCAGCUGAUUUCUCCAUGAAAAACAGCCCUGUUUCAUCAGUACCACUUGCUUUGCGUCCCGUGAUUUUCAGUAACCAAUCAUCUUUUUGCCCGACUGGUGUGUUUGAUUUCUACUGCCUCCUCUGCCUGUUUUUUCCCUGUUUGCUCCUGCAUGGUCGUGACAAGAUAUUCUCAUCUGCCGGCGGGAAGCGUGCACAAACCAAACGCCCGGAUCCUCCAAGAGCGUCUUCUGGAAAGAAAACCUGUGCAUCUUUCUAGCUGCAAACACUUAUUUUGCUCAUUUGUUUCAGCCAUUACCCUGGCGAAUUAAAAUCGAAGGAUUUGGAGAAGAGAGGAUCUUAUAUCCCAGUCCUGAUUUAACGGAUUACAUACGCGACUCAUGUAAAUAACCCCGCUUUGUGAUCCCAUCUUCCCUAAAUGACAGGGAGGUUGUAGCCUGGAGAUAAAAGCAGUGUCUUGAACUGGCAAAUUAGAUCCACUAUCAUCUUUGCCAUUCACAUUACAGCAUCUAAUGGCGACCAAUGCAAAGAGGCCAUCCCUGCAGGGCCCAGUGCCACCUCCUCGGAAGAAGACAAGCCCCAAGCCAGAGCUGACUGAGGAGCUCAAGCAGGAGAUCAGAGAGGCCUUUGAGCUGUUCGACACCGAUGGUUCUGGACACAUCGAUGUCAAGGAGCUCAAGGUUGCGAUGAGAGCUCUGGGAUUUGAACCAAAGAAAGAGGAGAUCAAGAAGAUGAUCAGUGAGGUGGAUAAGGACGGCACGGGGAAGAUCUCCUUCGCUGACUUCCUCAGUGUCAUGACACAGAAAAUGGCUGAGAAAGACUCCAAAGAGGAGAUCCUGAAAGCGUUUCGCCUAUUUGAUGACGAUGAGACAGGGAAGAUCUCAUUCAGGAAUCUGAAGAGAGUAGCCAAGGAGCUGGGAGAGAACCUCACAGAUGAGGAGCUGCAGGAAAUGAUUGAUGAAGCAGACAGGGAUGGAGACGGGGAAGUGAAUCAACAGGAGUUCCUGCGCAUUAUGAAAAAAACCAGCCUGUAUUGAAGAGCGCGCAUAACAUUAGGGCUGGUGUCGGAGAUCCACAGGGCCAGAGGGGACCGUGGGUGAUUUUUACAUGUCAUGCUGCUCAUACAUCUCAAAAUGUUCUCUUUCCUUGUUAUUGUGUAACGCCAUAGCUUCUCAUUUAAAAGGAAGUUGUUGAAGACUUAACCAGAGUCUGGUCAAAUGCCAAAUAAUCCUCCAUCCAGUUAUAUGGUAAUUUACAUUACAUUUGCCAAUGCUUUCUGUCAAACACAACUUCAAUGCAAGAUGUGUGUGUUUUUUUAAUGCUGUUUGGAAUGCUGCGUACCUUUAUUGAAAACAUCUUGAUAAUGUCAUUGUAACAUGUAAAGUAACCUCAGCCUCUUUGUAGUCAAGGCUCAGAUUCUCAGUGCCUGCCUGAAUAUGGUAACAAACACAGUACACAUUCCAGUGCUUUGCUUUGUAAUGGAGUCGAACCGAGGUUAGCUCUGUGCCAUACUGUUUGAUCCAUCUUCCAGCUCCUGUGUUUCAUAUUAUGGCUUCUGCAUAAACAUAUUGUAUCUUUCCAAAGGUUUGAAAUCUAUGUGUCUCCACAUGAGCAGUGGGGUAGAUUAUUGUGUUGCUCAUCUCCCAGAGACCAUCGUAAUUAUGCUUGGGGAGUGCUGUCUCACCUCAGUGCUACCUGUGUAUUUGUGCCUGUGCCUCUUAAAGGGGUGUUCAUCACAAUCAGGGAAGCUGCCAGGCCCAAACUCUCUGACCUACACACACACACACACACACACACACACACACACACUCCCCAAAAACCACACUAUCUUUAAAAUACUAUUGUUGAUGUAUUUUUCCAAGUUGUAUUCGUUACUCGUCCCUACUUUGUGCAUCUUUUCUCCUCGGCAUUCUUGAAUGUUUUGUACAAUAAUUGGUAACUGCAUGGGCAGAUAUACAGUAUAUCAAUAUUUAAAGUACAAAUUAAAGAUAUUUAC